AUGCAGUCUAUCAAGCCAGAUUUACAAGUGCAAGCUGUACCAAUCACAGACCCAUUCAGCCCUUCCAUUAUAGAUGAAAAUUUAGAGGUUGUGAUUAUUUGGCUAUGUUACAACAAAGAAACAUUACCGGGAGGAUUGGCAAUAAACAGAAAAAGAGCUGAAAGAGGCCUUUCAUUGUUGAAGAUUGUAGUUGUGGAUUUGCUUUCUGGAGAAGCAGGUGAAAUUAAGCUGAGUUCAACGAUGCUACGGAAGAUUGAGGCUGAAAAGGUGAAACAACAAAAUACAAUAUCGCAGACCUAG
Molecule: messenger RNA, 300 nt
Organism: Vigna umbellata (rice bean)
Lineage: Eukaryota; Viridiplantae; Streptophyta; Magnoliopsida; Fabales; Fabaceae
Source: RefSeq, a predicted model, not a curated record